This is a messenger RNA of Aedes albopictus (Asian tiger mosquito), 4066 nucleotides long. Its product is annotated as centrosome-associated protein Alms1a. NCBI's taxonomy places the organism in Eukaryota, Metazoa, Arthropoda, Insecta, Diptera, Culicidae. The coding region runs from base 221 to 3937 and encodes 1238 amino acids. The transcript has 6 exons. The record is from RefSeq and is a predicted model, not a curated record.
CCCGUGACUUGUUUACGUUUUGCGCUCAAAAACCUCGAUGCAUUUGCUUUUGUUUAUUCGUGGGAGUGCACUGUCACAUUUUCUAACGGAUUUUUGUGCAUGAAUGAAUCGAUUAUCAUCGCGCUCGACGACGAUUCAAUGGUUGUUUGUAAUGCUUGGAAACCGUUUUUCUUUUAGUGAAUAAAAGUGCGAGUGUUCCGAUACCGAAUUUUUGGCGGCGAUGGCCAACUUUAGUGGAAAUUCCCGUGUUACCGAUCAGAUCAUGGACUACUAUCUGAAAUUCGGUCAGAAUCGAGAUCUGGAAAAGUUUCUUCGACUGCGCGCCAGCACAACUCGGUCGUCCAGUGAUGGAAGCAUCCCAACGACUACAGGAUUGCAUGGAGCGGAGGCGGAGCAGCGCAGCGGCGGAAAGAUUGGCAGGUCACUGGAAAAUUUGUCGACUUUGUCGAAACAGAAGCAAGAUGAGGAGAGGGGGGCCCGUUCGGCAGAGUUGUUGAAUGCGUCCGGGGGAAGUGAUCGAUCGAAAUCAGGUCAACAACAGAAAGAUGAUGCAACGAAAGAGGGCAAUAGUAAGUCGGACCCGGUAGUUGAAAACGUAGUUGUAAAGGAAACCAAAAGUGAGAAGAAGUCCGGUCGGAAUUUCAACUUCAAUUUAGAAUCGGUCAUCGAGAUUAAGUUGCCGCAAAUGACAACAGUUUCGCAGCCCAUCGUUGUUUCGCCGCCUCGAGGAAUUUUAGCUGCAGCGCCGAUUAUCCAUGAAAUAAGCACGGCCGGGACACAAACAAUGCCAGAGGGGCGGUCAGUCGAACAGCAAACGGAGGAACCUAUUCGUCCCAUAGUAAAACCCGUACAAAAGAAAAGCGGUAAUCUAAAUGUGGAAGAAACUAUCGAUUCUACGCGUGAUGUUUCCCCUGUGAGCAGCGUGGCAUCCAAAGGGCAACGCCUGGAAUGGGACUCCCUUGGGGACAUUGGUUACAACUCUAGCGAUAAAUUUUACUUUUGUGGGGCUGGCGAUUUGAACGAAACCGAAAAGCGUUGCCUGCAGAAAUAUUUCGCCAAGAAAGGGCUAAACUUUGACGAAAAGGUGGUUGUAGUGAAGAACGUUCAAACUCCCCGGAAAGACGGGAAGAAAGUAGAACAGCAGCAAUCGGAUGAACAGAAUAAGAAAAUGGCAAAACAGAAGUGGCAGGACGUUUAUCAAAAGUACAAAGAAAAGUAUCCAAAUCCUUCUGAUAUUACUCUGAGCAUGAUGAAUCCGGAAGCGCAGAGUACACCGAAGGUCGCAUCAUUUCAGAAUGUUCCGUCAAAAAUCAUUAAAUCCACUCAGACCAGCCUGGUCAAAAUUCUCACCAAAGGAGUGCAAGCCGAUCAGCAGCAACCGCAGGUUGACACUACGGACAAGCAAGUUGGAACGGAAACACUUUCCUCAACGACCAAUAACACGAUUUCCGUUUUGGGAGCAGCUUCGGUCUGUGAACAGGUUGAAGUAGCGGAAAGUUUUGAAUUCUUUUCCACGCCACCGAGCGAGCACGCCGAAGGUAACAGUUUGAAAAGUUCUUCGGACAACUCGUCAUCAUCUCGGCAGCAACAGUUGUCCUCAUCGCCGGGAGGCAGCAGCUCGGAGCAACCUCGAGAGUACAACUUUGAAGACGAACUACGGCUGGGAGUCACUCUGUAUCACACCAUUUGCGAGUCGCGAAGUUUGCCCGCCCGGGUGAAGCAAAGUUUGGUCGAUAAAAUAUUUCGCAAAAUGAUGAAAAACGAUCCGAAAGGUCGAACGAAGGAACAGCUGUUGCAAGACUGUUUGCAUGCCAAACGGCAGCAGAACCAGCAGCCGUCAUCGCCGUUGGGUGAGGAUGUUGGAACGAGCACCCUAGAGAGGCAGGCAGCAUUAAGUGGGGUUGAAAAGAUGGGAGAGAGUGAUAAAAGUUCUUCGGUGGGGCGAAGUAGUAGAGGGGCAGAUGAAGUCAUCGUGGAAAUUGUUGAUGAAAGAAAUAGCGAGGGUAAAGCGGCUUCCAGUCCUGACGAUCCCAUCGUCAAACAUCUACAUGAACUAAGUCUCAAAAGCAACGAUGCUCGCAAUCCUGCCCCACGAUCAACCCAGCAUGGUAAACAGUCCGUUGCUUCUUCUCGGUGCACGAUCUCAUCUAAUACCAAUUCGUCUAAUCACACCGCCCGCCGGUGUCCCAAUUCGAUGUCGCAUUCGACUGGCCCUUCUAGUGGCGAUGAACGUAUACGCAAAGCAAUGAAUGAAUACCUUCAGCCGAUGACCAACUCAGAGAUCGAUUACGCCAAUCAAAAGGAAUUGAAGAGAAGUCAGGAACAGGCCAAGGAGCGCAAGAAUCUCGUUAGUGCGCCUUCUACGGGAGACAAAAUUUUCGAAUUAUUCCGGAAAGAGAAGCAAUCGCAGUUACUGAAAAUCGACAAAAAGAUAGAACACUUAAAAACUAUUAAACUUCUACUGCUAGAAGAGCAGAAAACAGUUAAUGAUAUUGGCUCAGAUAGAAGAACCACCUACCCUUUAGAACUGAAGACUCGGCCACUUCCGAAGAAACCCUCCGAUGAAAAGGAAAAUCUCUAUGAAAAUACCGAACAUCGUGCCAAAAGUGCUUCCAGUGCACCGGUCUACACAUCCGUACACGAGGAUCCGAUCAGUGAGCACUCCAACAAUCAAGGUACGGAGUUCACUUCCGGUUCCAGAUCAGAAUCAGGUUGGAACUCACACUACCACAUGAAGAAGCUGAUCCAGAACCGAUCCAAGCUGGAAACUCCGACGUCAGAUGAGAGUAUUGCCACCUUCAUCAAAAGUCGCAAGGAUAAGUUUAUCGAAAACUACGAACGUCACCGCAGGCAGAUGUUUGAAGAUCAACACCACAUCUACACUAAGCCUUACAGCGGACGCCAAAGCAAACAGGAACACGGAUAUUCACGGCUGGACGAAAAGUAUAGUGUACGAAAUAUUGCCAAGCAGAAAACGCAUCUACCCAGAAGCGAAGUUUUCAUCUCGUCUGAUUCCAUGUCCAUCCCAGCGGCCAACACAUUGACCAACACGACCACCCACCAGUACGAUAUCAAGUCAUCUCGAUCCAGUUCGGAAAGUCUUACUCUACACGCCAGACCAGUGGCCACCCAAACGACUGGAUCAAUAAUGAAGACCAAACCAAUUUUCGAGUCCAUCCCGAAAGACGAACCCGCGUCGGUUCAGGCCACAGGAUGUAACUGUCCCUGCAAUUGUCCCUGUCGGCAUCGACAUCCUUCGAAACCCCCAUCAAUGGGCAAUCCAGUUGUAAGUGCCCCAUCAUUACAGCAUACGGAAAUGAUUGAUGACACGCAACCCAGGCUGGACAAACAACAGCAAACGAAGCCCAGCUCGAUCGCCUACGUCAUUACUUUCCAGGGCGAUAAAGGGGGGAAGGGUUCGAAAGGACGGAAACAAGUCUCCGAAAAGGACCAAGUUUACAACCGUUCAUCGAACACUUCCAGUGACACCAGCUCCAGAACAAACCAAAGUGACGCAUCCGAUCUUCUUCCUCCUAAGGAACAACUUCAGCGAAAUCGGCCGGGUACGUUGCUGCGGCUGAAGGAACGCCAAAAGUGCGUAAACGAGUUGAACAAACUGCGAUCGGAGCGCAACAAGCAACGGAAGAAACUGCUGCUCCUGACGUCGGACGAUUCGUUGAAGAAAUCCGAUGCCAAGGAUCGGCUGCCGCCACCUCCGUUAGCUCAACGGCGCAUAUUCUCAUCGAAAGCUAUACGGGAAAACACUCGGCGCCAGGUGCGGAAUCUACCGGAAGUGCUGCGGAAAAAGGAAAUCGAAAAAUCCAACAAUCUCAAGCGUAAGAAUCUGAUCCUGCGAGACAACUUUAACCGGAAGCUGCAACAAAAAGUGCUCCAUGGUCAGGUGGAUUUGUCCAACAGCGUUCGUGUAAUGCAGUAGUGAAGAACUGGCGCGUGGCGGUCGUUGGCGUUUUAGUUUCAUUUCAGUGCCUAAGUACAAACAGAAAUCUGUGUUCGUUGAAAAUGUGUCUUAUUAAAAAUGUUAUUGUAUUUUGAGCACGUUGGUUCA